Messenger RNA from Hydractinia symbiolongicarpus, 1505 nucleotides. RefSeq lists its product as uncharacterized. Bases 412 to 1446 code for a protein of 344 amino acids. The record is from RefSeq and is a predicted model, not a curated record. Lineage: Eukaryota; Metazoa; Cnidaria; Hydrozoa; Anthoathecata; Hydractiniidae. The transcript has 2 exons.
CUGCAACACUUGAUUUUAUCUACAAGGCUUUUUUUACCAGGAACUGGAGCUGUGCCUAUACCCCACUUAUGGUGCUUAAAAAACCCACCAAGACCCCCAACAGUAUAGAAUUAAUUCUGCAAAAAUUAUUUCCUUUAGGGUAGCAUCUAUCAUUAUUUUUUCGAGGGAUCGCUGAAGGAAAGUGUAUAUAGUUGUUGAAAAAGUUUGACUUUUUAAACAGUUAAACAGACAACUUAAUGCAUUUAUAUAUAAAUGUCACAAUAUACUACCAAACGAUAUCGUUGUAUAGUUUAUCAUAAUGGACUGAAUGUUUAUGUGUAGUGAAAUUGGAUGUAUCAAAUUCUUGCCAUGGAUGAUUAUUACUGUACAUUAUCUAGCACUUUAUCAACAUUAAUAUUUCUAGAAUAAAUAAUGAACUCUGCUUUGCAGAACACAGCACAAAGCAUUUGGAAAAAACAUUCCUUUACUCUUAUGCGUGGAACUUCAAAUAUUGUUACGAAACAUCUAUUGCAUGUUGCUUCUCAGUUGGAAGAAGAAAUUGAACGAAAGAACCAGAAAGAUUUCAAGAAAAGUUCUCCUUUCAAAAAUAUUUCUUUAGUUACUCCAAAAACAUUUACAAAGUUUUUAUUUACUGAACUAAAAUUAAAAAGUGAUGAAGUGGAUGAAAACACUGAACCUGGAAUUGAACUUCUCCGAAAUAUUGCAUCUAAUUAUGAUUACUGGAUUCCACGAAAUAAUCAGUCUCUACUCCUUUACUAUAGACUGCAGAUGCUUCUACAAAGGAUUUCAUUUCUAAAGACAGUAGGACUCACGCCACAGCAAAAGUUGAAACAUAUUGAAAAGUAUCCACCUCUGUUGCUUUUUUCCUUUACUGAUUGCUCGUAUGAGGCUAAGAUGCUUUAUUUACGUGGAUUGGUUAAUAAAACUGGAAACACAUUUUUACAUCUCUUUUAUCCAGUCACAAAUAAGAUUACUGCUUCAAAAUCAGACAUUGAACAAAGAAUAGCUACAGUGGAAUCUCACCUUCGGAUCAAGCAACCAGCUGUUAUUCGACAACUGCUUAACAUGCCGUGUUUUUUCAUGGAACCAUCCCUGCUAAAAGAUGUUGACCACAUGUUAAUUCACAAACAUUCUUUGCCAUUUCAGUAUGACAUUGAUCAACAUACAUUACAUGUUUUACCACCUGUGUGCGAUUUGCCUUCUCUUCGUCUUUCCCCUGUUAAACAUUUCAGCAACAAAGCGAAUAACCAAACAAUUUCUAACCUUCCCACAUAUAAAUUAGAUGACAUAUUAGAUUAUCGAUACCCACAAGACAAUGGCAAAGGAAAUCCUGAAUGUUUAUCAACUUUUUUAGUCAAAGCGGAGAAGGAAGAAGAAAAAGAUCGAACUGGAGGACAACCACUGAAAGGAAUACGUGGGUUUAAUGUUCCUCCAAGACAAUACUAGUUAUCUACUUUUUGUAUUUUUAUACCAUUUUGUUGCAGAGAAUUAAAUUUGUUCAUUUA